GCCUAUAUAACGAUAGAGCAUCCGAGCGGAAGAGGAACGCGGACGAGGGUUUGGAUUUGUGAACUCCUCCUCUCCUUUCAAAUCCAAUCUCCUCUCUCUUUCUCUCCCUCUCUCUCUCUGUGGCGUCGGCGAUGGCAGCGGAAACCUCCAGAUCGGGGGCGUCGGCGGACUCCUACAUAGGGAGCCUCAUAAGCUUGACCUCCAAGAGCGAGAUCAGAUACGAGGGCAUCCUCUACAGCAUCAACACCGAGGAAUCCAGCAUAGGCUUGCGCAACGUACGCUCUUUUGGAACUGAAGGCCGAAAGAAGGAUGGGCCACAAAUUCCUCCUAGUGAUAAGAUAUAUGAGUACAUACUGUUCCGGGGAACUGACAUUAAGGACUUGCAAGUUAAGUCCUCUCCACCAGCUCAGCCAACUACCAUAAACAAUGAUCCUGCUAUAAUUCAGACGCAUUAUCCUCAUCCUGUAUCUACCUCUACAAGUCUGCCUACUGCUGGAAGUGGAGGUACAACAACAGACGUUACUUCCCAUUCGGCUCAGUUGGGACUUCCUAGGCCAACGUUUCAGGGCGGUUUACCUCCUUACCAGCCAAGUGGAGGCUUAGGGACUUGGGGUUCUUCACCCGCCCCACCAACCGCAAAUGGUUCUGGGCUUGGAAUGCCACCAAUGUAUUGGCAAGGAUAUUAUGCCCCGUCUAGUGGGCUGCCGCAGUUGCAACAGACAACAUUGCUCAGACCGCCACCAGGAUUGCCUCUGCCUCAUUCAAUGCAGCACCCUUUUCAAUAUCCCGGAAUAAAUCCUUCUUUACCAUCUGGAGCUCAAAGUUUUCCUGAGCUUCCUCCUCUGUUUCCACAAACCAACUCAAACCCAGCUCUGACAUCUAGUCCUUUGCCAUUGACAUUGGAUCUUUCAUCAACAAGCUCAUUAUCUAUGGAAACGUCAUCCACUCUUUUGCAAAAUAAGGCUCCUGUAACAACUAUCGCUGCAUCAGCUUUUGGCACUAGUCUUCCUCUGGCCUCACUAUCCAUUUCUAAUUUUGAGAAAGUUAUCCCUCCAACUACACCUGCUUUUAGCUCCAACCCUAUCAUCGGACAUGGUUCUACCUUGCCAUAUUUAUCCAUUUCACAGCCAGAACCCCCUACCACUGUUUCAUCAAGUUCUAGUCAAGUUGAAAAGGCAGUAGCCUUAGUGACUCCAGAUAAGCUGUUGCCGCUUGUCACCACUGUGCUUCCGUCAUCUCAGCCAUUGCAGACAGGUAAAAUAGAUGCUGAUGUUAAAGUGGGUGAUGAGAAAGCUAAACUAUCGCUUUCUGAACCAACACUCGGUGCACCUGCAGAAACCAAGGAGCCAAUAUUGCCACUGCCAAAAUCUAACUUGCACAAGGCUAAUGGGGCUACCUCACACAAUUUCUACAAUAGAGGGCGUGGAAGAGGGCAAGGAAACGUUCCACGCCAUGUGACAAAAUUUACUGAAGACUUUGACUUCACAGCAAUGAACGAAAAGUUCAACAAAGAUGAAGUUUGGGGCAACCUUGGUAAAAAUAAAACCCAUUUGAAGGAUAAUGAUGGAGUGUUUCAGGAAGAUGAAACUUAUGAUACUCUGGAAGAAGACGAUGAUACUCUAAAUAAGAUCACGUCUAAGCCUGUGUACGUAAAGGAUGAUUUCUUUGAUACUCUUUCUUGCACCACUCUUGAUCGUGGAACUCGGGGUGGGAGAACAAGAUUUUCGGAGCAGUUGAAAAUAGACACAGAGACUUUUGGGGAUUUUACAAGACUACGGCCAGGUCGCAGUGGCGGACGUGGCUUCCGUGGCGGAGGACGUCGAGGAUCCUACUACGGAGGUGGCUAUGGAUACAAUAGAGGCCGUGGUUAUGGUUACUCACAUCGUGCUUCCUAGAGAAGGGCUAUGCCUAGAAUAUGUUCCCAGUCAGUGUUUCCUUCGACGUGCGACUGCCACACGGAGAAUAAGCAGAUGCAACCUCAAGCUAAAAUUCUGCAAAAACAUUUUGUCGAUGGAUGGCCCCUCGGGAUAUAUUUUUCAUUGUAGCAGUUAUCUGUCACUGGCAAAACCUAUGUUUCUGCAUAGUUUAGCUUCAUAUUACUCGGAUGCAAGGUUUGGUUGGUUAAUGUUUUUCAUUAGCUACAUAUCAUGGUUUUCGGACCAAUCUCAUGUAAAACAGCAAAAGGAAUGGGUUUUCCCCAAUCUUGUGACUUGCUUAA
This is a messenger RNA of Zingiber officinale, 2218 nucleotides long. RefSeq names its product protein decapping 5-like. The record is from RefSeq and is a predicted model, not a curated record. Gene Ontology annotation, molecular function: mRNA binding. Gene Ontology annotation, biological process: cytoplasmic stress granule assembly; P-body assembly. Gene Ontology annotation, cellular component: P-body. Lineage: Eukaryota; Viridiplantae; Streptophyta; Magnoliopsida; Zingiberales; Zingiberaceae. Bases 132 to 1895 code for a protein of 587 amino acids. The transcript has 9 exons.